Messenger RNA from Jatropha curcas, 1366 nucleotides. RefSeq lists its product as uncharacterized. The record is from RefSeq and is a predicted model, not a curated record. Lineage: Eukaryota; Viridiplantae; Streptophyta; Magnoliopsida; Malpighiales; Euphorbiaceae.
CAAAGAGUAUCGCGCCAAACCCAACUGCCAUAGCACACAUCUCAAUAACCCCGCCAAUUUGUCCUCACGGUUCAUUCGCUGAUCAUCUCAGUUUCCAGAUCAGAUUUGCUAUACACCCACAUUGGAACUCUCAAUCCCGUAGCAAAUCUCAAUGCUAGAAAUGGCACUAUAAAGCCAUCCAAUUUUGUAGCCUUAAACAGCGGUUUUGUUAACAGUUCAUGAAAAGGGUUUGUUCCUCUUCUUCAUUAAUUAUCACUUCUUAUCUGGGUUUCCGCUAAUCCUAUUAUCACAACUUGACUCACAUUCAUAAGAUAUAGUGUUUAUUUAAUCUGUUCGCCACGAAAUUUCAUCUGUGUAUUUGAGUUUCUUAGGUGUAUUGUUGGUGGGCUGAUCUAUUUUUCAAUAUCUUGCCGUUGAUCUACUUGAUUUUCAAAUUAAUUGAGUUCAAGGAUUUAAUUCUUCAUGGAUUUUCUGGGUGUUUGCAGUUUUGGGUAAUAGUGUAUUUGUACACUGGAUAAUUAGGAACAGAUAGCUGAGCUAGGGCUUGCCCAUCUCUUUUAUUGAUGGCGUCUUCUAUGUUUUCUAUGAUCUGCAUUUUGCAUUCGACAGUGGCAAUGACUUGUGGAUCUUCAAUUAUGUUUUAUCCCAAAGAAAUUUCUGUUCUCGGUCAUGGUCUAGAAACAGCUCAACAGCUUUUAGGUUCAACCCCGCAUGAUCAAUUAUUGAUCCAAAUCUCCAAUUCCUUUGCUGGUUUGCUUUUAUUUGUAAUUGGGUUUUUAGUGUUCAUGGUGGCAUUUGUGAAGGACACAAAAUUUCAAAGCUUUUUUGCUAAAGGGUGUGUGCUUCUCCACGUGACAAUGGCUCUUUGGAGGUUUUACUUCGAGAGAAGGCUUGAGGAUUUGGCUUGGCAUUGGCCAAAGCAAGUAACUGGAGAUCUUUUGCUUGCUCUUUCUUGGGUGUUCUUUCUUGUGUACUCCUGGAGGGAAAAGUAUGACUGACGCAAAUAUUGGAUUUUGCUACAAUUUGGGUGCUUGCAUUGUUUAAUGGAGUUAAAUUGAUGAAGAAUUUGCUCAUUCUCUUGUGGGAAAAUUUUGCUGAUUAUUAGUAAAUAGUAACGGUGAUUUUGCUCUUGGUUUGUACCCCUGCUCUGGAUCUUGACUGUUGAGCAACUCUUGGGAUUUCCUGUUCAUAGUUGUCUGAAAACAUUAUAGAAGAGUACAAUUUAGUUUAUGAUGGAUGUUUGUACUUGAUAGCUAAAAGAGAGCUAGAGAUCACAUGAGCCUUAGAAUUACAUUGCUAACUUGAAAAUUUAUAGAAAUUUAUGAAUUUGGUAUAAUGGGAUUCACUUACCCAAUUUUUAAUCCAA